AUGGGAAAGAUAGCAAUCAGCGAUACUAAGCUCAAGCAGCAGCGCCACAAUCCGCUCUUGAAGGACAUCACAUCGCAAGGAGGAAAUUUGCGAACGACACCAAGAUCAUCACUCGUUAAAAAUGCCAAAUCCUCCAAAUCGAAAAAGAAUAGAAAUGAAGAAGAAGAAAGAGAAGGUGAUGAGUAUCUAGACGCAGCAAGUUCGAGAAGAAUCUUGCAACUAGCCAAGGAUCAGCAAGAGGAAUUGCGAGAGGAGGAAGAUCAAGAGUCGCUGAGACCAAGCUUUGCUCAAGCAUUCAAGCAACAAGAUGAAAGCGAAAGUUCGGACAACGAAGAUGAAUAUUCUGAUUUUGAACAAGAAGAAGGGGAAGGAGACGAAGGAGAAGAAGAGGAAGAGCUUGUUUUUGAUGAAGAAGAAAUCGAAGUUGACGAAAAAGACGCUGAGCUAUUCAAUAAAUACUUUCACAACAACACUGCAGAGGAACCAGGAAUCAACUUAGCUGACAAGAUCCUCGCCAAGAUCCAACAAAAGGAAACACAGCAACAGCAACAGCAACAGCAACUAGAAUCGCAAGGUGGUGGACACGCACAACGUGAGGAUGCCGUGCUUCUCCCACCAAAAGUAAUCAUGGCUUACGAGAAAAUAGGCCAGAUCCUCGCGACAUACACCCACGGCAAGCUCCCCAAACUCUUCAAAAUCUUGCCCAGUUUGAACAACUGGCAAGAUGUGUUGUACGUGACAAACCCUACCAAGUGGUCGCCUCACGCCACCUACGAAGCUACAAAAUUGUUCGUCUCGAAUCUUUCCGCUAACGAAGCCACCAAAUUCAUCAGCUCGGUGCUACUUGAGAAAUUCAGAUCAAACAUUGAAGAUUCAGAUGACCAUCUGUUGAAUUACCACAUUUAUCGAGCUCUCAAGAAGUCGCUUUAUAAACCAGCGGCGUUUUUCAAGGGGUUCCUCUUGCCGUUGGCGGAUUCAUACUGCACAGUGCGCGAAGCCACCAUCGCGGCCUCGGUGCUCACAAAGAGCUCGGUGCCCGUGCUCCACUCGUCAGUGGCAUUAUCCCAGUUGCUCCAACGCGAGUUUUCACCAGCGACAACGGUGUUUAUCCGUGUCUUGGUAGAGAAAAAGUACGCGUUGCCAUAUCAGACAUUGGACGAUUUAGUUUUUUAUUUCAUGAGAUUCAGGAAUGCAGCGCAACCGGAAAUGAUGGAGUUGGACGAGAAGGAAGUACCACAGUUGCCCGUGGUGUGGCACAAGGCCUUCUUGAGCUUUGCGCAACGGUACAAGAAUGAUAUCACCGAUGAUCAGCGUGAUUUUUUGUUGGAGACUGUGAGACAGCGGUUUCACCAUGCUCUUGGACCGGAAAUCAGACGCGAGUUGCUUGCUGGUAAACCUAGACUAACGGGUCCUAGCUCUGGAACCAGUACUGAUCGCGCAUCUCAAGGUAACGGAUUGAUGAUGGAUGCUUUUUAG
Molecule: messenger RNA, 1476 nt
Organism: Lodderomyces beijingensis
Lineage: Eukaryota; Fungi; Ascomycota; Pichiomycetes; Serinales; Debaryomycetaceae
Source: the annotation of a GenBank genome assembly